AUGGCAGAGAUUCAUGAGGUGGAAGCAAUGGUUCUCAAGAGUUGGAUGCUUGAGCUAAUGAAAAUCAUGAGAGGAUUCGAAUAUUACGGGAUGAGAAUUGGUCUUGUUAACAAAUACACAACGACCGGAGUCUACAAAGAUAAUUUAUUCAUAUGUAGCAUCGCUUACUAUGGCCGAGAAGUUUGCUUCCACUCAGAAAUCAAAGUUGGAGCAAGAAUUUUUAGAGCAAGAGGAAUGAUCACGCAGGCGCACUCAAGAAGAUCUCACAUGGCGUCUUGGGAUGAUCAGCUUCAUAUCUUCAGUGUCGAUCAUGAAUUCGGAGAAAAGAAGAUCCGUUUCAGCACGACCGACAAUCCAAAAUUUGACUGGUAA
Oikopleura dioica is the source of this 372-nucleotide messenger RNA. The record is from the annotation of a GenBank genome assembly. NCBI's taxonomy places the organism in Eukaryota, Metazoa, Chordata, Appendicularia, Copelata, Oikopleuridae.